GAUACACAACUAGGUUAAGCGACGUCUGUGGCAUCGACACUCUCCCCGGCCUUGACCCACGACUGACUCGUGUUGAAACGUGCAGUGACACAUACCGUACACCUGGGUACAGAGAGUGAGUAGCCAGGCCAGGGUACAGUGCAGUGUGACAGGGGACAGCAAUCUAAGGACAGGUCAGCACUAGCGCCCACAACGAACACUGCAGUAUGAGCGGAAAAGGGAGCAAGAAGCUGAUCAACGCCGUGGAGCGAUGCGUGGACGACAUGCUGGAGGGCUACGUGGCCGUCAAUCCCGGGGUGCGUCUACUACACGGUCAUCGCAUCGUGGUCAGGGCCGACGUCGAGGACUACGCGAAGUCCGGCAAGGUGGCUGUGUUGAGUGGGGGCGGGUCGGGGCACGAGCCAGCACAGACAGGGUAUGUUGGGCGUGGCUACCUGACGGCGUGUGUGGCAGGGUCGGUGUUCGCCUCUCCCCCACCCCAGGAAAUACUUCCGGCCAUCAGAGCUGUGGCCAAACGGAACAAGGGCGGAUGUCUGUUGUCCGUAUCCAAUUACACGGGGGACCGGCUCAACUUCGGCUUGGCCUAUGAGAAGGCUCGGCAAGAGGGUAUCAAGAUCGCUAUGAUUGUUGUGGGCGAGGACUGCGCCGUGACGACGAACGACCGCACCGCGGGCAGAAGGGGACUGGUCGGAUAUAUCGUUACAAAUAAAAUUGCUGGAGCUUUAGCAGAGAUGGGUCGGAGUCUGGAGGACAUCGUUGAGAUUACCACUGCUGCCAUCAAGCAGAUGGGGACUAUCGGCUUGAGCUGGAGUGCGUGUUCUGCACCGGGGUCUGGCCCCACGUUCAGCCUCGGAGAGGAUGAGAUGGAGCUGGGGCUCGGGGUGCACGGGGAGGCGGGCGUGAAGCGCAUGAAGAUGACGAGUGCCAAGGAAGCAGUGAAGAUCAUGAUAGACCACAUCAUCAACCCAGAUAACCCCACACACCUCAAGGUUACCGAAGGUGAUCGUGUUGCUGUCUUCGUCAACAACCUCGGUGCCACCACCGACAUGGAGAUGAACAUCGUCGUGAGAGAAGCCAUUCUGUACCUUGAGAGUCUGUGCCUGCAUGUGGAUCGCGCCUACAAGAGCCCCUUUAAAACCUCCCUGGAGAUGGCUGGGAUCUCACUGACCCUGCUUCGCCUGGAUACCACACUAACACAGGCUCUCGAUGCUCCAACAGACUCCCCACAUUGGCCACGCCCACUUCUUCCAUGUGGGGUGUCCGACAGAAAGACUCCGCCUCGUCUGGUGUUGGACUAUGUUGAGGUCACGCCCACUACUACUUUGGUGGGCGGGGCUGUAGUAGAGCCAGAUUACGCAGACAAACUGUUCGACAUUGUCGCGCACGUGUCCGAGAAACUUAUUCAGAACGAGGCUCGAUUGAACCAAUUGGACACCGAGGGCGGAGAUGGGGACACGGGAAGUACGUUAGCACGAGGAGCGCGAGCCAUUUUAAAGCAGCUUGGUAACAAAGAUAACCCUGGAUUGCCUGUUGAUAAACCAUGGUCCCUGGCACAAGCCCUAGCGUCCACGGCUGAGAACCAAAUGGGCGGCGCGUCCGGCGGACUCCACAGUCUACUGCUGACCUCAGCCUCCAGCAGUCUGAAGAACGCCGUGACGGCAACAGCUUGGUGUGACGCACUCACUCACGGCAUAGACACUAUCAGAAGGUAUGGUGGCGCUGAGCCCGGAGACAGGACGAUGCUGGACCCUCUGUGUGCUGCGCGAGAUGUGCUGUUAACAAGAUUGCAAGAAACAGCUCCCGUUCAAGCCUUCACAGAGGCGGUUCAGGCAGCCGAGAAGAUGGCAGAGGCGACAGCGACGAUGAAGGCCUAUGCUGGACGGGCUAGCUACGUCAACCCCGACCGUCUCACCCAGCCGGACCCCGGGGCCACGGGGGUGGCUAUCUGGCUCAGGGCCAUACUGGAGAAAUUGUAAGGAGCAGCUGAGACUAUUUGAACUAAAACGGAUUGAACAAACGAAUGUUACUGUCGCCAUUCAACACUUAUUCCCAUGCCGUCCAGAGUUCUGCUAUUUUCAUGUGUAUGAGAUGUGGCUCGUUCAGAUGGACAUCACCACAAAGUACACAAGAAAUCUUGCAGUGUGACCCCUCUGUCCUGUCUAAUCCGUUUUCCUUGUUAAAUUGUUAUUUUGACUCGUUCAAAUUCGUUACGUAUGUACUAAAGUACUGUCGGAAAUGCUAGAAAACUGCUUUUUGCCUGUUAAAAAAGGAUAUAAUUUUUCACAGACUGUUGUUAUUGAAAUAUCGAGUUACUACCGAUCGCCCUACCCGUGGUUUGAAGUAUUUCAGUCACAAGGAGUCCUAUCGACAAGUUUACAGGAGACAAAUUCGAACGAAAACCGGAAGUUCACAUUUAUUCUAAGUCCAGUGAUGACAGUCUGAAACGGACUAUAGAAAUAUGCGCACGUGACUCUAUUAUAAUGAUAAUAAUGUAGUCUUCAUAAAACAUCUAACCCAUAAAAAUCAUUUUGAGAAAAUUCUACAUGUGCAUCUUCUAAAAUGACAAAAUGACGCUGCGUUUUGGGGGUUGACAUUGCUCCCAUGAUUUUUCACUUGCUUGAUAACGGUGUUGGAACCUACACCGAAACGUCGCUCUUAAUUGUAAUAAAGAAGUUGUUCAUCCAUAAAUUCUUAUCCUUCCUCAGUCAGUUAGGACAGGCUAGAUUAGGACAAUUCGCGUUAUUUUGAUGUAUGCUCUUUUUAUAGUCCUAUGACUCGUAUUUAUUACAUAAAGCCAGAAAAGCAGUUUUCUAGCAUUUCCGACAGUACUUUAAUAUACCGAGUUCACGGCUAUCCUAUGUUUAUAUGAAAAAGGACACGCCACUCGUCCAAGGAAAAUCGUCUGAAUUGACAAUUUUCCAGGUAAUCGUUCCCAGCAGUAAAUGAUUGGAAAGCGUGUCAAGUCAAGACAAGAACAUUUACAAGACAAGAACAUUUACAAGACCAGAACAUUUACAGGACACGUUACUGCCAGUUGGGAUCAUUAUUGCAUCAUAGUAAUAAAGCUGACCGGUGUUCCAUAACGUUCCUCACAUUGUAUACACCGCCAAAAGAAACGCGAACUCUAGAAACAUAUGGAGCCUUGUGUACGUUAAGUAGAUAUGUUUUGAAUGUGUACCACUUAAUGACAACACUAACAAUCAGUCAAGUGUUACCACAGAGUGUCUGUAUUCUUAUCAUGAUGUGCUGCACGUGAUGUCCAAGCUUUCACACGCUAAUCCUGCACAAGACAAAUACUGCAUCUUUAGUCAUGGAUCAAUGACGUGAAAUGUGAUGCGUUCAUGAGCGUCGGUUCACACGAACCAAUCUAAGAUAUCUUGAAUAAGAGUAAUUCUUCAUAUAUUAACCAGCAUGUAUGGUAUUCGCGAUUCUUUUGGUGGUGAGUAUACUACACGGAAUACACCAGGAAUACCGAGGGAUAAAGUAUUAAAGUUUACAUUAUUUGCAUUC
Molecule: messenger RNA, 3510 nt
Organism: Haliotis rufescens (red abalone)
Lineage: Eukaryota; Metazoa; Mollusca; Gastropoda; Lepetellida; Haliotidae
Product: triokinase/FMN cyclase-like
Exons: 16
Coding region: 207-1976 (589 amino acids)
Biological process (GO): glycerol catabolic process
Cellular component (GO): cytosol
Molecular function (GO): glycerone kinase activity
Source: RefSeq, a predicted model, not a curated record